GAACGGUACCUCCACUAGCUGGCGUCAAGGGAAAAUCCAGUUUGCUGAUGAAGUCACCCCGGCGCAAAUGCUAUGUGUGUGACUAGCUCAACCUCCGUAGUCAUUGAAGUGCGCGGUAAAAGCAAGAAGCACAACAAAAACAUGUGGUUGCAGCCUUGAAGAAUUAACGCAUAUCAGAGAGACACACCCCUCUCCACACACUUGGAACUCUUAUAAGUCAUCUCCGACCAUGGGGUUGCGGUCGGAGCAGAAGAAGCACUUUCCACUCCAAGGGAUUGACGCGGUGGUAAAACUGUUUGAGGCUGAGCUACGGAACCCGGAACCGGACCUGGCUUUGUUAUCUCUUGUGUUAGGCUUUGUCGAACACUUCCUGGCCGUAAACAGAGUAGUGCCGGUGAACGUGCCUGGGGUGCGUUUCGAGCCCCUUCAGCCGGACUGCCCUAACUCCUGCUUCCCCGUUGUGGAAUUGGGUCUGCUGACGGCCAUGCAUGAGCGCUUCACAGCUCAGAUUCGAGGUGCGGUGGACCUGACCCGGUACCGGAGGUCGGGGGGCAUCUCCAGUCGGGAGUUGGUAAACAAAGUCUCCGAUGUCAUCUGGAACAGUCUCAGCCGCUCCUACUUCAAGGAUCGUGCGCACAUCCAGUCUCUCUUCAGUCUAAUCACGGGCACUAAGUUGGAUAGCUCAGGUGUGGCGUUUGCAGUGGUCGCCGCCUGCCAGGUCCUGGGGCUUUGUGACGUCCACCUGGCUCUCUCGGAGGACCACGCAUGGGUCAUCUAUGGUAAAGACGGCGAGGACACGGCCGAGGUCACAUGGCACGGGAAAGGGAACGAGGACCGGAGGGGUCAAACCAUCACCGCCGGAGUGAGUGAAAGGAGUUGGCUGUAUUUGAAAGGCUCGUACUUGAAGUGUAACCGCAACAUGGAGGUGGCUUUUAUGGUGUGCGCCAUCAACCCGUCUCUGGACCUACACACGGACAGCACCGAACUCCUGCAGCUGCAACAGAGGCUCCUGUGGCUUCUCUAUGAAAGAGGAGAUUUGGAAAAGUACCCCAUGGCAAUGGGCACGCUGGCAGACCUGGAGGACCAGGAGCCCAUCAAUGGCAAGGAGAGCCCCCUGAACAUCCACUUGAAGGCCGUGGAGUCAGCCAAGAAGUUCUACAACAACGAGCACAUCUACCCCUUCAUGUACCUGGCAGGGUACCACUACAGACACCGCGACGUACAGGAUGCCCUGGGGUCGUGGGCCGAGGCUGCCACAGUGGUGCAGGACUACAACUACUGUCGUGAAGAUGAGGAGAUCUAUAAGGAGUUCUUUGACAUCGCCAAUGAUGUGAUCCCCACCCUGCUGAAGGAGACGGCAGCGGAGGGGGGGGUAGAGGGGGCAGAGGGCACAACAGAGAAAACAGAAAAGGACUCACCAAGGCAGUCUGCAGUUCUCUCAGCACUACAAGACCCAGAAUGCUUUGCACACCUGCUGCGUUUCUAUGACGGCAUCUGUAAGUGGGAAGAGGGAAGCCCCACACCUGUGCUGCAUGUGGGCUGGGCCACCUACCUGGUGCAGUCUCUCAGUCGCUUCGACGCACAGGUGAGACAGAAAGUCUCCAUCAUCACAAAAGAGGCUGACGCCCAGGACGACGACGACCAGUCCAGUGACGACCCCCGUGAGGGUCGCAGGCGGGGCCCGCGUCGCGAGUCCAAACUGGACGACCAGCCUUCGCUGCUCCCCCCGGGCCAGACCCCCGUCCCUCUGCCAACCCCGGCUGCCCCCCCCAAAAAGAUCGGGGGCGCAGAGGGCGGGGGCCGCCGCCGCUCCUCCCAGGGAGCUAGGGGGGCGGAGCCUGAUGCCAAAGCCCGCACCAACACGCCGAGCCCCACCCCUCCCUGUGCCCACCAAGCCGGGGGGGCGGGCAGCGGCCCCGUGGUGGCCUUCUACAGCGAGAAGAUGAAGGGCAUGAAAGGGCUGCUUUCGGCCGCCAAGGUGAACUCUAGCGCCAUCAAGCUGCAGCUGACGGCACAGUCACAGGUGCAGACGAAGAGGCAGAAGCCGUCGGCGUCUGGAGACUACACACUGUCCUUCAUGAAGCGACCGCGAAAGACACUGUAGGGUGGCAGCAGCAGCAGCAGCAGCCGCCAAUACCACAGUGCUGGUUGUCAUGGCUCCAUCCAGCUGAGAGAGAGAGAGAUGAUGAUGAUGAUGAUGAUGAUGAUGAUGGGAGGAGGGCAGAAGUCCAGGCCAGCGCUAGCCUCUGUGUUCUGCAGCGCCAUGACGUGGAAGAGUUCUGCCCGGAGGAGUUGCCUGGAAAUCUGCUGUCUCUUGCUUCUUUUGUUCCCCCUUAAAGGCUUGUGGUUAACCUCCUGAGUAAAGGAUACAAACAAAAAAGGUUGCAGUGCAGCUCUUGUGUUUUUACUGUGAAAGCAUGGAAGAGUCUGUGUUGAGCUAAUCGCGAUUUCUUCAAAUGAUUCCCUCAGUUGAUGUGACCAUGCAUGGAGUUUAUUCCACUGUAUAGGGAGGGUCUGAGACAUAAGGGUUGUACUUUUGUGAUCUGGCUCCUCGUAAACUUUUGAGAAUGUUUAGUAUGAAGGACAGAAACCAAAGUCACUUGUUACAAGUGUGCAUCUAUUUUUUAGCAUUUUUAAAAAGUGAUUUAUUUUUUAUGCUAGUGACAUACUUCAGAUAAAAUGUGUAGGUUAUUCUACAUUUUUGGUAUCUUAGCACUUUUUACAUAUUCAGCUGUGCGAUUAGCCUUCAGAAACUUACAUUUUCAUUUCAGUUGUUGCCAUAACUGUGCACGUCUUUGUAUAGGUGGCCUUUAGUGUAACGUAAUGUUACUAAAACGUCGAAUUUGCAUUUGUCUUGGAAUUUCCAUUGUAAUUGUGCUGAAGUCUCAUUUCCUGUCAAUAAACUAAUAAAGUUCACGAGAUUGACA
Clupea harengus (Atlantic herring) is the source of this 2927-nucleotide messenger RNA. RefSeq names its product multiple endocrine neoplasia I (gene men1). Gene Ontology annotation, biological process: negative regulation of cell cycle; negative regulation of cell population proliferation; regulation of transcription by RNA polymerase II. Gene Ontology annotation, molecular function: chromatin binding; transcription cis-regulatory region binding; Y-form DNA binding. NCBI's taxonomy places the organism in Eukaryota, Metazoa, Chordata, Actinopteri, Clupeiformes, Clupeidae. Gene Ontology annotation, cellular component: histone methyltransferase complex; nucleus; chromatin. The record is from RefSeq and is a predicted model, not a curated record.